UAGCAAGGAGAAACCAAGAGAGAGAAGAAAGAAAAGAAGAAGGAGAGGGCUUGGUUCCUGUUUGUUAAACAUCAAGAUGAGAACCGUCUUUGCUUUCCUUACCCUCUUAUCACUUCUUCUGUUUGCUGGCAGAGAUGUGGUUGCAAUUAGGAAAGACCUUGGAGGAUACUGGAAGAAUGUGAUGGAUAGCCAAGCAAUGCCAGAAGCAAUUCAAGGUCGUAUGCAUCCACAAACAGGAAAAGGGGCUUAUUUUGCCAAGGAUUUCGAUCCUGCAUCGCACGCUGCAGCAAACAUAAGAUGGAUUGCUGGAGAAGCGAUGAAGGAAGACCAUUUGCCAAGCUCCAGCUCUAGGCCUAAUGCGGAGAAGAACUCACCAAUUAGCAAAGCCAAGCCUUAAUUAAUUAGCAUUAAUAGUAAGGACUUUGAGCCAAAUGUUCAUAUCUUAUAGGCUCUGAAUAAGGCAGAAUACUAUAACCCGUCAGUGUGUAAUGAAUAAAUAUUUGUGCUCGAUCGUCCUACGCUGUAUUUGGAGUAAGUGCUUCCCUAGUGACUGGAAAUAUCCAAACUUUAAGCUAACCAAGACGGCGUCUAGUGAUUAAGCGAGCAGUUGAGGAAGUUAUGUCUUCCUCUUUCAGUUUCUGAUAAGUGUGUAUUUAUUUAUCUUUGACAUGUAUCUGUUUUUUUUUUUUUUUUUUUUGGAGAUAUGAAGGAGAUUAUUAUUUAUGCUUUUUUUA
Molecule: messenger RNA, 734 nt
Organism: Corylus avellana
Lineage: Eukaryota; Viridiplantae; Streptophyta; Magnoliopsida; Fagales; Betulaceae
Source: RefSeq, a predicted model, not a curated record